Molecule: messenger RNA, 2083 nt
Organism: Blepharisma stoltei
Lineage: Eukaryota; Ciliophora; Heterotrichea; Heterotrichida; Blepharismidae
Source: the annotation of a GenBank genome assembly
AUGAUUGGCAAAAAUACAAAAGCAAUACUAACACCUAUUUUAGUCGAUGAUGAAAAACUUAGAAAGCUCCAAAAAGAAUUCUUAACUCCCCCUUGUUUACCGAUCAAAAUUUUUCUGCUCGCUAGCCAAGGGGAUUAAGCUUUUUAUAAUUAAAUUAUUUAAAAAUUUUAAUAUAUUAUAUGUAAAUCUCUAGUUUAAUUUAUUAAAUUUAUUUUUUAAAAAUGUAUGCUAUUUAAUAUAAUAUGCUGGAAAUCUCAUUAUUAUAAUCAUUAAUUAUAUAUUUUUAUAAAAGUUUUAUAUUAAAUUUUUUGCUCAUUAACAAUAGAGGUCUAUUUCCCCAAAAUAGGGAUUUUUCUAUUGGUUUUGCUCGCUAACCAAGUCUGGGGCAAGAGGAAGAAAAAGCAAAAAUGAGCCUACACGAAGAUCGAGCAGUGAAAGACCUACUUUACUUACUUCAAAAUCCACGAACCAGUUUCCUAAACCUCGAGAAAUCCUAAAAGACUACAUCAAAAAAAGAUUAGAAGAAAAUAAGGACUGCAAUGCUUAUAAUACUGCAGUCACCCUAAAGCACUGACCUCCUUUAACCCCGACAGCAGGCCAGUUUCCAAUACACAGAAGAGUGUUUUCAGACCAAAUUCAAACUAUCUUCAGGGAUUCUUUAAAAAAAGAUGACGAAACAAGCCCAAAAAUUACUCCAGAUUCAACACCUAAAACAUUUUAUUUAGAAAAAGAUCCAUUUCUCGAUCUAAAUAGUGCGCCAAGAAAAAGGUUUAAGCCUCAGCCAGGAGAAAAUGCUUUACUAAUCCAACAUAUUUCAAAUUAUUUUAAAACCUAUUUAGAUGGCCCACCAACGACAACUGAUUUCUAUAGCAUCGGCGAAACUAUAGGAAAAGGACCAUUUGGGAUAGUUUUUAUAGGAAAACAUAAGCUGGCAGGCAUUAAUGUAGCCAUAAAAUCAAUAGCAAAAGUUGCAUUAGAAAAUGAAGAUGCCCGCAAAAAAGUUCUCCAUGAAGUUCUUAUAUUAAAGAAAACCAGGCAUGAAAGGAUUAACAGGAUAUUAGAAGUUUUUGCAUCUGAGCACCAUUAUUUUAUAGUCAUGGAGUACGCAGGAGGUGGAGAUCUUUUACAAUUCGUAAAGAAAAAGAAAAAAAUUGUGGAAAAAGAAGCAAAAGAUAUUUUUCGACAAAUUUUGGAAGGCGCUCAAUUGAUGCACUCUAAUAGAGUUUUACAUAGAGAUAUUAAAUUGGAGAAUAUUUUGCUGGACUCAAGCUAUUCGUCUAUUAAGUUUUGUGACUUUUCGAGUAGCAGGGUAAUGAGAAGAGGAGAUGUUGCAACUGAAAAAUGCGGGACUCCUGCAUAUCUUGCCCCAGAAAUGAUUGCAGGAAAAGGCUAUGAGGAGUUUUCAGUUGAUAUAUGGUGUUUAGGAAUUUUACUAUACACAAUGCUAUGUGGGACUGUUCCAUUUAAAGGAAAAAAUAUUAAAGAACUACAAAUAGCGAUUUUAAAAGGGACAAUUGAUUAUCCUGAUUUUUUAUCAGAGGAAGCAAAAGAUUUAAUUUCCCAAUUUUUAGAUUUAAUUCCUCAAAAUAGAAUUUCUAUAUGAAAAGCUUUAGAGCAUCCUUGAUUUUCAAGCGAAGGCAAAGAUGAAAAUAAUAUAGCGCCUUUUUUUGUUGGCGGACCUUUGGAGAGAAGACCACGCGCUUUUGAUGAUGCUGCGAUAUCAGAAGUCUCAAAAUUUGGGUAUCCAAAAAGUUAUCUAAUUAAUUCACUCACUCCCCCAGUAAUAAGCAAAUUUUUGCUUAUUCGUGGAGGCUUUAAGCAUAAAAUUUUCAAAUUGUUAAUUUGCUUAUUAUUUAGGGGUAAAUGCACAAAGUUUUUAUUUUUGACAUUUUAGCUGAAAACCACCUAAUAAAGCAAAUUUCGAUUUAUUUAUAUAAAAUUUACCAUUUAAAAAUUCUGUGCAAAAAACCCCACGAAUAAGCAAGAAUUUACUUAUUACUGGGCAGGAGGAGUCAGAAACGGAGACUUGAAUCAUGCUACAGCAAGCUAUUACCUUCUAAGAGAAAAUAUGCUAGUAAAUUAA